Molecule: messenger RNA, 2467 nt
Organism: Selaginella moellendorffii
Lineage: Eukaryota; Viridiplantae; Streptophyta; Lycopodiopsida; Selaginellales; Selaginellaceae
Product: pentatricopeptide repeat-containing protein At4g02750-like
Exons: 1
Coding region: 68-1846 (592 amino acids)
Molecular function (GO): protein binding
Source: RefSeq, a predicted model, not a curated record
GGGUUUUUUUUAUAGUUUUUGUGCUAAGUUUGUAAAUACAUGGAAGUUUGCGGAGUUUCAUGAUGCCAUGAGUUAUGGAUCACGCAGUGUCCAACACGAUGAUCUCGUCUCACUGGUUCGCAAAGUGAAGUCGUGUGGAGACGCCAAAGAGCUCUCCCAGGCCAAAAGACUCCACUCUCGCAUUCGCAAAGGAGGGCAGAUCCACAACACGUACAUCUCCAAUCUCCUCAUCGAGAUGUACGGCAAAUGCGGGAGCUUGGAUCACGCCUUACGCGUGUUCGAAUCCCUGCCGUCUCCCAAUCUAUAUUCCUGGAAUAUCAUCAUCGAGGCAUAUGCCAGGAAUGGGCAUCUUGAAGAAGCAAGGGCACUGUUCCAAAAGGUACCACAAAGGGAGGUAGUAACGUGGAAUGCCAUACUUAAAGCAUAUUCGCAGACAAGGGAUAUAAAGAAAGUUGAGGAGAUUUUCAAUUGCAUGCCUGAAAGGAACGUGCAGACGUGGACGACAGUGCUUUCGGCAUAUGCCACAACAGGGAAUCUUGAGGAGUCUAGCUCCUUGUUUGCGAAUAUGCCUGAGAGGACACUGGUAUCUUGGAACGCUCUCUUGCAGGCCUACGCACAGCACGGGCAUUUGGUAGAGGCACGUCGCAUGUUCGAGUCGAUGCCAGAGAGAAGCGUGGUGACGUGGACAACGAUGCUGGUGGCGUAUGCCGAGACUGGGCAUCUGCAAGAAUCUCAGUGGCUCUUUGAGAGAAUGGACGACCGCGAUGUUGUUGCUUGGAACGCACUUUUAACUGCGAAUCUCAAGAAUGGCUGCUUGGAUCACGCAAUAGAAGUGUUCUACCGAAUGCCGGAGAGAGAUCUCACGUCUUGGAAUUUGAUGAUCGCCGCUUAUGCGCAGCGUGGUUACUUAAAGGAUGCUUUGCGGCUGUUUAACAAGAUGCCGCAGAGGAAUCUGGUAUCUUGGACGUGCAUGGUGGAGGCAUAUGCUCAAAACGGAAGCUUGUCAAAAGCAGAGGAGGUUUUUGACGGCAUCAAGGAGCCGGAUCUUUGUGCGUGGAACACGUUAAUUCAGGCAUACGCUCGGCUUGGGCAUAUCCAAGAAUGUACCACUUUGUUUGAUAAGAUGGUGGAGCGGGAUUUAGUAACUUGGACAAGCAUAGUGGGUUGCUAUGCCGAGUACGGACACUUCGAGCAAGCAAAAGGCCUGUUUGAUUGCAUGCCACAGUACGACAUUGUUUCGUGGAACACUAUGAUUGCGGCUUAUGCCCAGCAAGGCUAUGUUUCUGAAACUAAAAGUUUGUUUGAUGAGCUUAGAUGGAAAGACUCGGUUACAUGGAAUUCUAUAGUCACAUCGUGUGGUAAGUCUGGAAUUCUUAGUGCUGCUAGCAGAUGCUUCCAAUCCAUGCCUCUGAGAAACACGGUGUCAUGGAAUGCAAUGAUCCAAGCAUAUGCCCAGAAUGGGCACUUUGUAAUAGCUCUGGAAACGUUUGGCGAGAUGCAGUGCGAGGGCUUGAGACCCGAUGAGGUCUCAUUCUCGAGCGUUCUCGCGGCUUGCAGCAGGCUGGGCUCCGUGGAGACAAUCAAGCGAUACUUCUCCGCGAUGAUCUUGGAGCACAACAUAACGCCGGGGAUCCACCACUACCACUGCGUGAUGGACGCUCUUGGGCGAUCGGGGCUCGUCGCAAAGGCCCAGGAACUUCUCAAAGACAUGCCAUUCCCAGCACAGGACGCCGGCUCCACGAUCCUGCUGAGCGCUUUCAGGACUCACGGACGACCGACGAGCGCCAAGGUGGGAGGCUUUGACUCGCAAGAUUCGGCCCCAUAUGUGCUAUUGUCCAGCAUAUGAUCGCUAGCAUCAAAUACUUUUACUGUGGUUCUCCUUCUGGCAAGCUUUAUACAUUACGACACCAUCACGGGUUUUUUUUGACCAUUCGCGAUUACUUUCAUGAUCUAGCAGCAGCAUUUGUCUGGGAGGGUGGCAAAAUGAUAGGAGGAGUCCCUGAUAUGAAUGAUAAACGGACGAGACCACAGCUUUGCGGUACAGCCAACGACGUUUUGAUUCGUCCUCUGUGUGGAAAAGUCUGGGCCCCUUCAGCCCAGCAACGGUGUUCGAAAGAAUGUUGAUAUCGAGAACUCCUACCUAGCAAACAGCAAAUCGAUUGGAAAAUCACUGUAAAAAUUGUGAGUGUGUGUUUGGUUGGGUUGGAAAAGCAAGCGGGAAUCAUAAAGUACAACACUUGUCGUGCCACUUGCACGCCAAUAACUAAUGGAAUAAUUUGCCACCCACGCGUGAUCACAAGCUAGAUUGUUCUCUCUAUUAUCUCUUCAGCGUUUCUGACGAGAGAUUUGUAGGUUUGCGCCUAUUGUGAUUCACAACUGUGGCGUGAUCUUUGAUCCGGUGGGAGCGAGAGAAAAAGAAAGGCGUGUAUAUCUGGGAAAGAAAAGAAAAACAAAACUUUGGAUUGCA